Messenger RNA from Exaiptasia diaphana, 1525 nucleotides. Its product is annotated as elastase-1. Gene Ontology annotation, biological process: proteolysis. Lineage: Eukaryota; Metazoa; Cnidaria; Anthozoa; Actiniaria; Aiptasiidae. Gene Ontology annotation, molecular function: serine-type endopeptidase activity. The record is from RefSeq and is a predicted model, not a curated record.
GGUUCCUGUAUGGAUGAACAUCACUACUGCUCGGUAUGGAAGGCUGAGGGGAAGUGUCAUCAUCCCUACUUUGAAGAGCGCUUAAAGCUUAACUGUGCCUUUUCAUGUGGACACUGUACUCUGGCCAAUAUACAUGCGAGGUCUUUGAACUUCAUCAUUCCUGUACAGUAAUGCAGUGAAUCAUUGAGUGCUUUACAUAUAGACGGCAAAUCAAGGACCAGGGAGACAAUACAGUCAUCACAAUUUUCCUAUACUUUUCCCCUAGUUAACCAAGAUUACCUAGUUUAUCUCUUUUCGGAAGAAUUCUCUAAUUUCGAAUUCUCUUUUGUGUACAACCUUAGCUUCAACCAAGCCUAAAUUUUUAUUGUCUUCUUUGUACACAGAGUGUGUGCAAUUACAAUAGAUUCUCUGCUGAAUAAAAGAGUAUGUUACAUGCUUUCGAGGUUAAGAUAGCGCAAAUAAGAUCUCGAAACUGGAGUCAGUAUUAGUUUACUCUUUAAAAUCACAUCACCCUUCAACCCAACUCCCAGGUCCUUGAUUAUUUAUCGUUGUAUCGUAAUUAUGGUGUUUGUUUUUAUUAGGUGUCCGAGAGGGUCUGGGGAGGUAUUUUGCUUUAUUACCAAAGUUGCGACACUCGAACUGUCAUAGUAACAACAAGCACGACUAAAAUAACCGUGAAAUACUUAUCACUAAAUUGUCUUAAACYAUAAGGCCGAUUUAGACGGUACAACUUUUGCCUACARCCAUCGCAUGCAGCACGCGUAAGUCGUCCUUACAACUUGGCUACAACUGUCAUAGGGCUAUUAAGCAAUUGUUUUUAAAUCCCUACGACAGUUGUGGCCAAGUUCAAGGACGAAUUACGCGGGUUGCAUGCGAUGAUGGUUGUAGGCAAAAGUUGUGCCGUCUAAAGCGGCCUAUAGAGAUAGUCCGCAAACACUGGAGUAUGAAAUAGUGCUAAAUUAACAUGAAUUAUUAAAAAAAUGCUUUGUUUUCUAUUGUCUAAUUUUAACAAUAUUCCCUUAUUAUGCAUUAUUUGGUUCGAACUAUUUCACGCCUUAGGUGUUUGCACUCUAAAAUAGUGAAACGGUACCAGAAAGUGCUCAAUCAGUUCUUAAWUAAGGUCGAGUGAACUAUCUCUUUGUCCUGAAGCCGUACUCGACCAAUCAGAAUUCAGGAUUUGUAGGAUUUGCACAUAAUAGUUYGAUUGAUACAAGGAAAUUGUGAUAAAUCAGUAGCAUUUAGCUAUUUAUAGUGUCUGCACUCCAGUUAAAAAAAAAGAAUUAGCCUAAAAUAGCGCUAAACGGACAUUUUUACGGAUAUAAUAUUGUUUGCGCUGUAAACGAUGAUAAUAUAUUAUCAGAUUACAAGAUAUAUGAUGGUUCGAGCGUCGUAGCCAAGUAAAUCUUUAUAUAUAUUACUUACAAAAUAAGGGUCGUACGUCAAGCUGAUUAGCUGCUUAUUAUUGUGUGCAAAUACAAAUUUUUAUAUGAGGAAUUUGAAUGGAAUAAACUUAAAUCAAAUCCAU